AUGGGCAAGUCUAAUUUGGAGUUGAUUGUUGAAUGCGAUAACUUUCCUUAUUAUGAGGAUAACCGUGCUGCUUACGCGGAGAACCUAGAGAACUACCAUCAGUUCCGAGUCAACGGGUACAAUGCUACGCUGGGUUACAUAUUGAAUUCAGUAGUUGAGAAGUUCCCCUGGUCAUCGAACCACUGGGCAGUCGACUCAAUUGCUAAGACCGUAACCUUGACUACGCCAGCAGACGCUACCGCAGAGCACCGCAGUAAAUUGGUCGCAGAGAGUAUCAUCGAGGCUGUUAACCUUGGUACAAUUGAAGUACUGAAGGGAUGGCGAAAUGAAAAAUACCCAGUCUACGGCCCGGGUGGAGAAUUCCUACUCGAUAUGGAGCGAUGUGCCUCUCCGCUCUUCGGCGUCGUGAGCUACGGCGCCCACAUGACCGGCUACGUGGAAGACAACGACGGCCUCAAAUUCUGGGUUCCCCGACGGUCAAAGACCAAGCAGACCUACCCCAGUAUGCUGGACAAUACAGUUGCUGGUGGCAUGUGCACCGACGAGAUGCCCUUCGAGUGUAUUGUCCGUGAAGCCAUGGAGGAAGCCUCCCUGCCCGAGGAGGUGGUGCGCGCGUCCAUCGUCCCAGUGGGCUGUGUCACAUACAGCCAUAUUCGGGAUGUGCGAGCUGGCGGCGAAAUUGGUCUCAGCCAACCAGAAGUCGAGUAUGUUUAUGACCUGAAGCUUGAUUCGUCGGUUAUCCCGCGGCCUGGCGACAACGAGGUGGAAGAGUUCAUGCUUUGGAAUGUGGAGGAAGUGAAAGAGGCGUUAGCGCGUGGCGAAUUUAAGCCGAACUGUGCAGUCGUCAUGAUCGAUUUCUUUAUUCGACAUGGCAUUCUUACUGCAGAGAAUGAGCCUGAUUACCUCGAUAUUAUGUCUCGACUGCAUCGCCGCUUGGAAUAUCCGACAGCCUCACACUGCUAG
Penicillium odoratum is the source of this 963-nucleotide messenger RNA. RefSeq names its product thiamine pyrophosphokinase-related protein. Gene Ontology annotation, molecular function: 8-oxo-dGDP phosphatase activity. The coding region runs from base 1 to 963 and encodes 320 amino acids. The record is from RefSeq and is a predicted model, not a curated record. Lineage: Eukaryota; Fungi; Ascomycota; Eurotiomycetes; Eurotiales; Aspergillaceae. The transcript is spliced from 2 exons.